Messenger RNA from Dipodomys ordii (Ord's kangaroo rat), 1908 nucleotides. It is a transcript of the gene Fads3, whose product is annotated as fatty acid desaturase 3. Gene Ontology annotation, biological process: lipid metabolic process. Gene Ontology annotation, molecular function: oxidoreductase activity, acting on paired donors, with oxidation of a pair of donors resulting in the reduction of molecular oxygen to two molecules of water. The transcript has 16 exons. Bases 1 to 1635 code for a protein of 544 amino acids. NCBI's taxonomy places the organism in Eukaryota, Metazoa, Chordata, Mammalia, Rodentia, Heteromyidae. The record is from RefSeq and is a predicted model, not a curated record. Gene Ontology annotation, cellular component: membrane.
AUGGAGAGGGCAAAGGCUUCUCCAGGGGAGGAGUUGGGCUUGUCUGGCGCUGGCAGGAAUGCAGUCUGCAGAGGGUGUCCCGGCUGCCACAAGUUUCUGAUAAAGCAGUCCAGGCUCCAGUGGUGGAGUGAGGACAAGAAUGCCGGCGUGCCUGGCUGCUUUGGUGAAGCCAAGGAUUUAACGCACGCGCUCACCCUUCAUUUGGACCCCGGGGAUGCUGGGGCCAAGGGCAGCUUCCUUCGGGGCAUCUGCCUGUCUCCCUCCCACUCUGCGCUAGCCAGCCGCUACUUAGUGAGAAGCAGGGGCUGUGAUGGCCAGCCCAGCCACUUGGAGGUUUGCAGGGACCGAGAUCCCUGCAAAGACUGUAGCUAUCUUCUGACAGAGUUUGAAUGGCGGGUGAAGCCCAGUUCUGACAUGACAAACUCUGGGACCUGGACAGAAGGGGGAACCUCUGAAAUUGAUGGCAACAAUAAAAAUGGGGAACAAUUAAUGGGCCCAAUUCAUUGUCAUGAUGCCUUCCAUGCCUUUCAUCAAGAUCUCCAUUUUGUGCGCAAGUUCCUGAAGCCCCUGCUGAUCGGAGAACUGGCCCCAGAGGAGCCCAGCCAGGAUGGACCUCAGAAUACCCAGCUGAUCAAGGACUUCCGAACUCUGCGCCAGGCAGCUGAGGACAUGAAACUCUUUGAGGCCGAUCCUGUCUUCUUCGCUCUCCUGCUGGGCCACAUCUUGGCCAUGGAAGUGCUGGCCUGGCUUCUCAUCUACCUCCUGGGCCCUGGCUGGGUGUCUAGCACCUUUGCUGCUCUCAUCCUGGCUCUCUCCCAGGCCCAGAGCUGGUGUCUACAGCACGACUUGGGCCACGCCUCCAUCUUUAGAAAGUCCCGCUGGAACCAGGUGGCCCAGCAGUUUGUGAUGGGGCAGCUGAAGGGCUUCUCUGCGCACUGGUGGAAUUUCCGUCACUUCCAGCACCACGCCAAGCCCAACAUCUUGAACAAAGACCCAGAUGUGACCCUGGCGCCCGUCUUCCUUGUGGGGGAGUCAUCAGUGGAGUACGGCAAGAAGAAACGCAGAUACCUACCCUACAACCACCAGCACCUGUACUUCUUCCUGAUUGGACCCCCACUGCUCACCCUGGUGAACUUUGAAGUGGAAAACCUGGCAUAUAUGCUGGUGUGCAUGCAGUGGACGGACUUGCUCUGGGCCACCAGCUUCUACUCUCGUUUCUUCUUGUCCUACGUCCCUUUCUACGGUGUCUCUGGAGCGUUGCUUCUCUAUGUGGCUGUCAGGGUCCUGGAAAGCCACUGGUUCGUGUGGAUCACACAGAUGAACCACAUCCCCAAGGAGAUCGGCCAUGAGAAGCACCAGGACUGGGCCAGCUCUCAGCUGGCAGCCACCUGCAAUGUGGAGCCGUCGCUCUUUCUCGACUGGUUCAGCGGGCACCUCAACUACCAGAUUGAGCACCACCUCUUCCCUACCAUGCCAAGGCACAACUACCACAAAGUGGCCCCGCUGAUCAAGUCGCUGUGUGCCAAGCAUGGCCUGCAUUAUGAGGUGAAGCCCUUCUUCACCGCCCUGGUGGACAUCAUCAGGUCCCUGAAGAAGUCUGGUGAUGUCUGGUUGGAUGCCUAUCUCCACCAAUGAAGGCAGGACUCGCCCAGGUGGAGAAGUGGGGGAAGGGCCCCAGCCCCAGGACCAUCAAGCCACUCCAGGCAGGCUCUCCAGUGCCAUCCACACUCGCUCCUGGUCCUGCCUCUUCCCUCCUCAGCAGCCCAAUGGCCUUGGCUUUGCAGCGCCCUCAGGACCAGGGGUGGAGGGAGAGUACUUAAGGCCCUUCUGCGAAGUACAGCAUGUUUUCCUAGAUCAAGGAUUGGGGAAAACUGAUAUUUUUUAUAUAAAAAUCAACUCUAUAUAUUA